AUGCAGACAGCCAAGAGUGCCAAGCCAACCAUCAGCCCAAGGAUGGAGCGCAUCCAAGCACAGGAUGUCCAUGUUCGUGCGCGAAUCGCAGCGUGUGCUGCGCGAGCUCAGGCAGUGCUCGACUUGCUUGCCAAGUACGAGCUCGCGGAAGCAGCAAGAGCCGAUGCACAACCAGCAGAAGCAAGCAGAUCAGGCCCAUCCGCGUCCGGCGCAGAGCAGGCAGUGUCCGAUGCACCGUCUGAAACUGUGCACGCUGAGGCUACGGCACUCACGCCUGAGACGAUGAGCGCAGGUUUCUCUGAGCCACGAGGCCAGCCGAAGAAGAAGGGAGCGAAAUCCCAAUCGCGCGCCUCGCCGACCAACGUCCAGGCUGGCAGGCAGCAGGCACAUGCAUCAAAGCCCACACCGCGUCCUGAUUCAGCCGCCGUCGCCCAUGCGCGCGAAACGCUCGUGCAUGCUUGGCUGGUGGACCAUUUGUUGCAGCAGAGCGGCAGUGUCCUCGCGCACUUUCCGUACGUCUACGAGCACGAGUGGGAUGCGAGCGGGAGCCCUGAUGGUGGACGCCAAGUAAUUCCUCGCGAGCAGCGACGUGAGCGGCUCGGGAGCGGCGACCUGGUGCUCCAUGCAGCGUCUGGGAGCGAAUUUGCGGUCGUCGAGGUCAAGCUGAUCGAGUUUCCUCCUCGCCGCAACCAAAUCGAAAAAACUGAAGGCAACCCAAAGGAGCCUUGUACAAGUGCACCACCGGGCCAUGAGGACUUGUCUCCUGCUCGUCAAGCAGCCGAAACCGAGACUUUGCCAGCAAUCGCACCGACCUCCGCGGACAAUGCCACAGAAACGAGCAAGUGUGAUGCAUCCGACGCCGGAGGAGAUUCGUCGAGCAAGGACUCCAGAUUAUUAAGUCGUCAGCAGCCGAACGCCAACACGAGCCGGCAAAAGGCUGCCAAGCUUCGCGAGCAAGCCCUCCGCUACGGCGAAUGGUGGAUGCGCAAGCACCCUCAGGCUAUUACGCGUGUCUUUACUGUGACCGGGGCUUCGGAAGAUUGCAUCAGCGAGCUUGGUGCGUAUGCGAAGGGUGCGUGGCUGCCAGUUGUCGCCCUCUGA
This is a messenger RNA of Capsaspora owczarzaki ATCC 30864, 1101 nucleotides long. RefSeq lists its product as hypothetical. The coding region runs from base 1 to 1101 and encodes 366 amino acids. NCBI's taxonomy places the organism in Eukaryota, Filasterea, Ministeriida, Capsasporidae. The record is from RefSeq and is a predicted model, not a curated record. The transcript is spliced from 2 exons.